UCCCCUCCGCCGGGGCCGGGGCGGGGCGGGGGGCGGUGGCACCACGGUGGGGUCCGCCGCGGCCGGGACGACCAUGGGCAGGAAGCGCAAAGCGUCGCCCCGGCCUGCGGCUGCCGCCAGCAAGAGGCGGUCCGGGAGGCUUGCGGCACCGCGGGGCGAUCCGGAGGAAAAGGAGGAGGAGGAGGAUGAUUUUGAAGAGAAAAAGCCCAGAAUAAAGAAGAAGGACUCAAAAGCUCCAGCUAAGAAGAAGAAAGAAAAUCGUGAUACUGGAGGUUCAAACUCAACAAAUAAACCUUCAAAACAAAAAGGGGCAAAAUCACUGAUAAAAGAAAAUAAAAAAACCCCUAGAAAUAAAGAGAAUCAUUACAAAGAGGAAGCGUGCAGUGACUUGCUGAAGCCCCCUCAGAAGGAGAUAAAGUUGAAGAGAGAAUCUCCUGUUAAAAAAGAGAUGGAUGAAGACAAUGCUGAUGAUGACGAUGAUGAUGAAAGUGAAGAUGAAUGGGAAGAUGUGGAAGAACUCCAGGAACCUGCCACAGAUAAAUUAGAAGCUGCCGUUCUUCCGGUGUUGCCAAGCAACCCUGUUGAGAUAGAGAUUGAAACCCCAGAGCUGCUGAAGAAAAGAGAGAGGAGAGAAAAGUGGAAAGCUGCGUUUGAGACAUAUCUUCGGAGAAUGAUGAAGCGUUUCACCAAGGAGGUUCGUGAGGACACACACAAGGUUCACCUCCUGUGUUUAUUAGCAAAUGGCUUCUACAGAAACAGGAUCUGCAGCCAGCCAGAGCUUCAUGCCAUUGGCCUGUCCAUCAUCCCCACUCACUUCACAAAAGUGCCUGCAGACCAAGUGGACCUUCAGUACCUUUCCAACUUGGUGAAAUGGUUUGUUGGAACCUUCACUGUCAAUGAUGAGCUUUCAACUGAAAAAGGAGAGUCCCUUCAGUCAACCUUGGAGAGACGCUUUGCCAUCUAUGCUGCACGGGAUGAGGAAGAGUUGGUUCAUAUAUUUUUAAUCAUUCUGCGAGCGCUACAGCUGGUGUGUCGCCUCGUGCUGUCUCUUCAGCCUGUUCCUCUCAAGGAGACAAAAGCAAAGGUAGGGAAAAGCUCAUCCAAGAAGCAGUCUCUCAGCAAUACCUCUGAGGGGCAGAAGAGCUCUGCCACAACGCCCAAAGCUGUGGCCAAAAAAUGCCCCUGCAAAAAAGCCAAGCAGGAUGAGAAAUCCUCAGAGGGUGAAGAAGACAACAAGGAGUCAAAGAACCUCAAAACUGCUCAGCCCAAAAGGCCACACAAAUCAAAGGUGACUGAAGGCAGCCAGGGACAGAAGGAAUCUGGUGAUGGGGAGAGCAGUUUAGUGGAAAAAGAUGUUCCAGUCAGGCCCAAGAACGAUCGCCGGAGACAAGUGGCCUCCAAAGUGUGUUACAAAGAAGACAGCAGCAGUGAUGAGGGCAGUGUGUCAGUCUUUGAGCUUUCAGAGGAGGAGAGCGAUCUCUCUGAUGAGGAUUUUGAAACUGUCUCUAAAAGGCAGAGGAGAUCACUGGGCUCUCAGAAGGCAAAGGUAACAGCUAUAAAAAGCCCCAAAGCUGAGACUUCAGAAUCGAGGGUAUCUCAAAGUUCAUCUGGAGCUGAGCCUAAGCCAGCAAAAAGUCCAGCUCCAGCCUUGGCUCCUGCAGCGAGAAAGAGGAACAAAAUCAUUUCUAGUGAUGAGGAUGGUGGGCAGCAGGAGGUAAGGAAAGCAACGGGCACAGACCAGUGGCUGGAGGUUUUCCUUGAGCCUGAGGACAAGUGGGUGAGUGUAGACUGUGUUCAUGGCAACGUUGGCCAGCCCCAGCUGUGCUUCACAUAUGCCACAAAGCCACUUUCCUACAUCCUGGGAUUUGACAAUGAUGGGAGCGUCAAGGAUGUGACACAAAGAUAUGAUCCGGUGUGGAUGACGGCAACAAGGAAGAGCCGUGUGGACCCUGCGUGGUGGGAAGAGACGCUGCAGCCAUACAGAAGUCCCUAUGUGCAAAGAGACAAGAAGGAGGAAAAUGAGUUUCAAGUUAAGCUCCAAGAUCAACCUCUACCAACUGCAAUUGGAGAGUACAAAAACCACCCUCUUUAUGCGCUGAAGAGGCACCUCUUGAAAUACCAGGCGAUCUAUCCGGAGUCGGCUGCUAUCCUGGGGUACUGCAGGGGGGAGGCUGUCUACUCCAGGGACUGUAUACACACGCUGCACUCCAAGGACACUUGGUUGAAGCAAGCUCGAGUGGUGAGGAUCGGAGAAAUGCCUUACAAGAUGGUGAAAGGAUUUUCCAACCAGGCGCGGAAGGCGCGUCUCGCAGAGCCUGCGAACCAGGACAAGGAGGACCUGGCGCUGUUUGGCCGCUGGCAGACAGAGGAGUUUCAGCCGCCUGUAGCAGUGGAUGGAAAGGUUCCUCGGAAUGAAUAUGGGAAUGUCUAUCUCUUCCUGCCAUGCAUGUUGCCCAUUGGCUGUGUGCACCUGAAGCUCCCAAACCUGAACAGAGUGGCGCGGAAGCUGGACAUUGACUGUGCUCAGGCCAUCACUGGAUUUGAUUUUCAUGGUGGCUACUCACACCCAGUCACUGAUGGCUACGUUGUCUGUGAGGAGUUUAAAGAGGUGCUCAUUGCUGCCUGGGAGAAUGAACAAGCAGAAAUGGAAAGAAAGGAGAAGGAGAGGCGUGAGAAGAGAGCUCUGGGGAAUUGGAAGCUGCUGAUAAAAGGACUUCUCAUCAGAGAGAGACUGAAGCAACGCUACUCCAAGACUGAACCACCAGCACCAGUGACAAAGAAGGGAGCGGCAUCCUCUUCUGAAGGAGGAGGUCCGAGCUCAGAGCCUGCAGUAGGGAAUGUGGAUCUCUUCUGGCCCCAGAAUCGCCAGUUGGAGAUGAAAAAAGAAGAGAAGACAACCAGAAAGAGCAAGCGGGAAAGGAAAGGAGAAGAAGCACAUUUGUUCCCGUUUGAGAAACUGUGAGCAGAACAAGCUUUGCUUUUCUGUUCCCAGAUACAGGAGCAAUAGUCACAACAGGUAUCCUUUACCAGUUACUCUUCCUAAGAAGAUGAAGCCCUUUCACUUGUGUUUCUGAGCUGUCAGGGACCAGCCUCACUCAGUAUCCAGAGCUGCUUUUGCUGUCACAGGUGAUGAGAUCCAUCCUUUUAUUCUUAUAUCCAUGGACUUAGAAGAAGCAGAUGUGCAGUGGUACCUUCUGAGAAGAUCACUUUGUGGUGACAGGGUUUUCUGCUCUCUUCUGUAUCACUUGGCACUAAUACCUCUUGUUUCUGAGGCUUUCCUUCCUUUAGCACUGGCUUUUCCCAUUUUUCUCCUUCCCAUUCUUUUCUGCUUGCUCGGGAUGACAGCACGUGGCUGCUGUUUCAUUCUGCAGCGAGCUGGCUACCGAACUACUAACACCUUGUUUGAUUUGUACCUUACACAUCUCAGUGGUGAGGUGGAGCUCUGGUCUUGCUGCCUCAUCAUCACAGAAGGGGAAAUACUUCCCCUGAGGUGUAACAUGCAAUCAGGAGUUGGAGGAAUCUGGAAAUUCACUUCCUAAAGAAUCCCUGCUGUUUGUGAAACACAGGUUUGGCUUUUCAGCCUGCGUCCUCCUUUGCUUUCAGGAACUGAGGAGAGAAGCCCUCUCCUCAGUUCAAACUUAAGGCUUAAUAUGGCUUAAUUUCAAUAUAUACAUGUAUUCAAAUAUAUAUAUACAUGUAUACAGAUGUAUACAUAUAUAUACAUAUAUUCAAAUUACUUCAGUUUUAUCGACCACAUGGGUAUGUUUUGCGGCAAAACCUGUUAAAAUGGCCAAGUGUCACUGGCAGAAACAAAACUCUCUGAAACCAGAGAGUUUGCGUUACCACAGUCCCUUAGCAUUUAAAAGCUGUUGAGAGAAAUAUUACACCUGCACCAGCUUUUCCUGCAGUUCUGCAGUAGAAAUGCUCAUCUGUCUGUUAUAGUUGCACAUAAGUAAGUUACACUGACACUGUCUCUUCAGAAAUGGAGGGGAAUAGUCUAGUUGCUGGGCACUGUCACAGAGGAAAGCUUGACAUCCAAGAAAAUAGCUUAUGCUUAAUUAUGUUCAGAAAAAAGCUUUAUUUUUGUACUGUAUUUGUAGAAUGAAAUAAAAUAUGGAAAAAGA
Molecule: messenger RNA, 4124 nt
Organism: Strigops habroptila (Kakapo)
Lineage: Eukaryota; Metazoa; Chordata; Aves; Psittaciformes; Psittacidae
Gene: XPC
Product: XPC complex subunit, DNA damage recognition and repair factor
Exons: 16
Coding region: 74-2962 (962 amino acids)
Biological process (GO): nucleotide-excision repair; mismatch repair
Cellular component (GO): XPC complex; cytoplasm; nucleus
Molecular function (GO): damaged DNA binding; single-stranded DNA binding
Source: RefSeq, a predicted model, not a curated record